Molecule: messenger RNA, 435 nt
Organism: Camelina sativa (false flax)
Lineage: Eukaryota; Viridiplantae; Streptophyta; Magnoliopsida; Brassicales; Brassicaceae
Source: RefSeq, a predicted model, not a curated record
AUGAUCGCGAGUAAUGAUGAUGCUGCCGUAGAGGAAUUAAAGAUGCUUUUGAAGUCCGAAUUCAAGAUAAAGGAUCUUGGUCCAGCUCGAUUUUUUCUAGGCUUAGAAAUUUCUAGAUCGAGUGAAGGUAUCUUUGUUUGUCAGCGCAAAUAUGCACAGAAUCUUCUUGAAGAUGCAGGUCUCCUAGGUUGUAAGCCGAGCUCUGUACCAAUGGAUCCAAACCUACGUCUUACCAAGUAUAUGGGAAAACUGUUAUCUUCUCCUACGUCCUACAGAGAAAUUAUUGGACGACUUCUUUACCUCAUUAUCACCAGGCCAGAUAUCACAUAUGUCACUAUGCAACUUGUAAGGAAACAAGACACUCGAUCACAGGUUAUUGUGUCUAUCUUGGCUCUUCACUCAUCUAUUGGAAGUCUAAGAAGUAGGUUGUUGUAA